GCGUUCUAGAGCCUCGUCCGGGCCAGGGUCUGCGGAGCUGCUGCACGCGAGCGGGCGGGCGAGCGAGAAAGCGAGCGAGCGCGCACCGGGGUGGCCGCUGCACCGUGUGCAGCUAGCGGUAGGGACCCGGCCCCGCAGCAACCGCGAACCCGGGCGGGGCUCAGGUCGCUCGGGGGCGGUGCCGGUUCCCGCCCCCCACAUCCGGGGGCCGGGCUGGGCGCUGGGGCUCGCGCCGCGCGAGUGAGUCAGGCCGGGUUUUCCCUCCGUCUCUCUGGGGCCAGCCGACGAGUGUCGCCCAGUGUGUCCUCUGCCCGCCGGUCUGGCUCCCGCGCGUGCCCGAAAAGCCUGGGAAGAGAAAGGUUCGAGACUGAGCUGGGGACUGCAGCGCGCCCUGGGAUCCACGGCGCCAGCAUGAAUCAGCUGCCCGUGCCCUGUUGAACCUUCAUGGCCACAGCCUCAGGCCCUGCUGGCAUUGCCAUGGGCAGCGUAGGCAGCCUGUUGGAACGGCAGGACUUUUCCCCUGAAGAACUUCGGGCUGCACUGGCUGGCUCCCGGGGCUCCCGGCAGCCAGAUGGGCUGCUCCGGAAAGGCUUGGGCCAACGAGAGUUCUUCAGCUACCUGCAUCUCCCCAAGAAGGAUGGCAAGAGCACCAAGCGAGCCCCUCGGAACGAGCCAGACUAUGCCACUCUCUACUACCGGGAGCACCCUCGGGCUGGAGACUUCAGCAAGACUUCCCUACCCGAGCGGGGUCGCUUUGACAAGUGCCGAAUCCGUCCUUCUGUGUUCAAGCCUCCUGCGGGCUCUGGGAAAGGCUUCUUGUCCAUGCAGAGCCUGGCAGCCCACAAGGGCCAGAAGUUGUGGCGAAGCAACGGCAGCCUGCACACUCUGGCCUGUCACCCGCCCCUGAGUCCCGGGCCUCGGGCCAGUCAGGCCCGUGCACAGUUGCUUCAUGCUCUCAGCCUAGAUGAAGGUGGCCCUGAGCCCAGCCUAUCAGACUCUUCCAGCGGGGGCAGUUUUGGCCGCAGUCCAGGUACCGGCCCCAGCCCCUUCAGCUCCUCCUUGGGCCACAUUAAUCACCUUGGAGGCUCCCUGGAUCGUGCCCCAAGGAGCCCCAAGGAGUCUGGACCUCUGGCGGUACUGAGCUGCCUGCCGGAGCCGCCUCCCCCCUAUGAGUUCUCCUGCCCCACUACUGAGGAGGUCACCGUGUUGCCUGAGACCUGUGAGGAACUCAAGAGGGACCUCGGUGACCAGGAUGUUUCUAACCCCUUUACUCAGGUGCUCGAGGAGCGCCAGCGGUUGUGGUUGUCUGAGCUGAAGCGUCUGUACGUGGACCGGCUUCAUGAGGUGGCCCAGAAAGCGGAGCGCAGUGAGCGCAACCUCCAGCUGCAGCUGUUUAUGGCACAGCAGGAGCAGCGGCGCCUGCGCAAGGAGCUGCGGGCUCAGCAGGGCCUGGCGCCAGAGCCUCGGACCUCUGGUCCCCCCAUGGAGGCUGACCCCAAUGCCCGGCCAGAGGAAGAAGCCCGAUGGGAGGUGUGCCAGAAGACUGCAGAGAUUAGUCUGUUGAAACAGCAGCUUCGGGAAGCCCAGGCGGAGCUGGCACAGAAGCUGGCAGAGAUCUUCAGUCUGAAGACGCAACUUCGGGGCAGCCGGGCACAAGCCCAGGCUCAGGACGCUGAGCUAGCCCGGCUGCGGGAAGCAGUGCGCAGCCUGCAAGAGCAGGCACCUCGGGAGGAAGCCCCAGGCAACUGUGAAACGGAUGACUGCAAGAGCAGAGGACUGUUGGGGGAGGCAGGAGGCAGUGAAGCCAGAGAAGGGGCCGAGCAGCUGAGGGCAGAGCUGCUGCAAGAGCGGCUUCGGGGCCAGGAGCAGGCUCUGCGCUUCGAGCAGGAGAGGCAGACUUGGCAGGAGGAAAAGGAGAGGGUGCUGCGUUACCAGCGAGAAAUCCAGGGGAGCUACAUGGACAUGUACCGCCGCAACCAGGCACUCGAACAUGAGCUGCGGGUGCUGCGGGAGCCCCCUACAUCCUGGAGUCCCCGGCUAGAGUCCUCCAAGAUCUGAGGCUAGCCAAGUGUGCUGACGUCAGGCAUACUGUCAGUAGAUACCCUGAGAUGGCAGGCUCUUCCCUUGCACUGGUCUGGGGCAGAAUCUGUAGAGGCCAGUUUAGGGAUGGGAGGCCCACCCAGUGGAAAGCUCCAGUGGGCUAUGGGCUGGAUAGGGUGCCUGCUCCAGAAGCUGUGGCAAAGUCUUGCUAGCAGAGAACCACACCCAGGGAGGGCCCAGCCUGCUUCCAGCAGUGGGUGUGGCCCAGUAAAGUAGGUAGGAGCCGUCCAAGCUUCAGCCCCAAGAUGCAGAAGGGCGGGAGAGAAGGAGGGUGGCAGGUGACCUGGCCUGAGGUCUUCCUCCACGGAAGGAGCAAUGGGUGGGAAGAUUGGCCUCCUCCAGAAUAAAAAGAACGUUUUCUAUGAGGAGGCCUAGUUGAUAAGAUUGUCCUUGGCCUGAGUCCAGAGGCUCCUGGAUGGUCCGUGUUCCAGGCCUUGGAUCUAGGCUGUAGUUCCUUCUAUGGUCCCAAUAGUGGAAAGAAUAUACCCGGUUGCAGUUGCUGGUCUUAA
Molecule: messenger RNA, 2609 nt
Organism: Grammomys surdaster
Lineage: Eukaryota; Metazoa; Chordata; Mammalia; Rodentia; Muridae
Gene: N4bp3
Product: NEDD4 binding protein 3
Exons: 5
Coding region: 445-2058 (537 amino acids)
Cellular component (GO): cytoplasmic vesicle
Source: RefSeq, a predicted model, not a curated record